Alnus glutinosa is the source of this 1781-nucleotide messenger RNA. Its product is annotated as alpha-galactosidase 1. NCBI's taxonomy places the organism in Eukaryota, Viridiplantae, Streptophyta, Magnoliopsida, Fagales, Betulaceae. The record is from RefSeq and is a predicted model, not a curated record. Gene Ontology annotation, molecular function: hydrolase activity, hydrolyzing O-glycosyl compounds. Gene Ontology annotation, biological process: carbohydrate metabolic process. The coding region runs from base 375 to 1640 and encodes 421 amino acids. The transcript is spliced from 15 exons.
UACACCAAAGCGAAAAAGGAUGAGGAAUUUUUAUUUUUUGCAGCGAAAAAAGGAAGGGGAAUUUGUUCAACGUUGGAUGAACUUUAUCCGCAGAAUUAUCGGCUGAUCCGUGAUCCUCGUGAAGGAUUAGAAUUAUAGAAUUUGGUAUGGCGACGAGUAAAAGAGAUGUUUUGUAAAUAGACACACACUAUGAUGACUCCUUUUAUCUCCCGAGAGUACAGAUAAGACUUUAUCCUUCUACAAAAAGGUUUGCGUAUUAGUGUAUACGUCCAACACUGUUGCUGUUGAGCGUUUUCGUUACGACAUUAUUAGCUAUAUAUAAUAAGAGGGUGAGUCUGAGAGAUAGUAGGUGAAGUGUCAAGGGGAGAGAAGCUAUGAAAAUGGAGACAAGUGGUGUGUGCAUGCUUGCAUCCAUGUUGAUGUUGUGCUCAUUGUCUUCAAUGGCGCCGAGUGUUGUUUCUGCUGCAUCAACAACGACUAGGAUGUUGCUGCCUCCGAAUACCAAAUUCGAGUAUUACAGCGACAGACUCAGACGAAAUCUGCUCGCCAAUGGGCUUGGUUCCACUCCUCCCAUGGGGUGGAAUAGUUGGAAUCACUUCAGCUGCAAAAUAGAUGAGAACAUGAUCAAAGAAACUGCUGAUGCUCUGAUCUCUACUGGUCUUGCUAAGCUGGGAUAUACCUAUGUUAAUAUAGAUGACUGCUGGGCUGAAAUAGUUCGCGAUGUCAAGGGUAAUCUAGUUCCUAAGAACUCAACAUUUCCAUCUGGCAUCAAAGCUCUUGCAGACUAUGUUCACAGGAAGGGUCUUAAGCUAGGAAUCUACUCAGAUGCAGGGUAUUAUACUUGUAGCAAAACUAUGCCGGGUUCACUUGGUCACGAGGAGCAAGAUGCCAAAACAUUUGCUUCAUGGGGUAUUGAUUAUUUGAAGUAUGAUAACUGUAACACUGAUGGAUCGAAGCCAACUGUUAGAUACCCAGUAAUGACCCGAGCACUAAUGAAAGCAGGCCGCCCAAUCUUUUUCUCGCUUUGUGAAUGGGGAGACUUGCAUCCCGCUCUAUGGGGGUUUAAGCUAGGAAAUAGCUGGAGAACUACUAAUGACAUCAAUGAUUCAUGGGAAAGUAUGCUCUCCAGAGCAGACAUGAAUGAAGUAUACGCAGAGCUUGCAAGGCCUGGUGGUUGGAAUGAUCCUGACAUGCUUGAGGUGGGAAAUGGAGGGAUGAAGAAGGAUGAAUAUAUAGUUCACUUCAGUAUAUGGGCUAUUUCCAAGGCUCCCCUUCUCCUUGGUUGUGAUGUGAGGAACAUGACAAAAGAGACAAUGGAGAUUGUUGCCAAUGAAGAGGUUAUUGCAGUUAACCAAGAUCCUCUUGGUAUACAGGCCAAAAAGGUUAGGAGUGAAGGUGAUCUUGAGAUUUGGGCAGGGCCUCUUACAGGGUAUAGACAAGCUCUGCUCCUAGUCAACCGUGGUCCUGGGCGUGUUUCAAUUACAGCUUACUGGGAUGACAUCGGAAUUCCUCCAAAUAGUGUUGCAGAGGCAAGAGAUCUUUGGGAGCACAAGACAUUGAAGACACGAUUCGUUGGAAACUUGACAGCCACCAUGGAUUCUCAUGCAUGCAAAAUGUACGUGUUGAAGCCGAUUGCUUGAGGUCAAUCACAAAUAAAUUUACUUUGAGAAGUACAAGAUGUCAUGGGUCUUUUCUAUUGUUCCUUACCCAAAAUUUAUUGGAAUUUUAGUGGGUCUGUUAUGAAGGAUUAUUCACUUCAUUAGUGUUUUAUUGGUUUACUA